Molecule: messenger RNA, 861 nt
Organism: Eimeria mitis
Lineage: Eukaryota; Apicomplexa; Conoidasida; Eucoccidiorida; Eimeriidae
Biological process (GO): transmembrane transport
Cellular component (GO): membrane
Molecular function (GO): transmembrane transporter activity
Source: RefSeq, a predicted model, not a curated record
AUGGCGUCUUCUGGGAAAGUAGGAGCGACAGAGAUCCCCAUGGGUUUGGAGCAAAACGGCGACAUUGGUAUCCUUCCUUUGCACCGGGAGUUUGUAUGGGACGUUCGGCUGAUGUUCUUCGCUCCCCUUUGGUGGCUGGCUUUGUUCUGGGUGGUAGAGGCAUUGAUGGCAUUUGCGCACUUCGUCAUCUCUUACACGGCGACGGUUUGGUACUUCUCUCCCCCCGAAGGAGCAGACGAGAGGGAUGUCGGAUGGUUCCCUCCUCUUGUGGCGAUUGGGCUUGGGUCUAUUCAUCACUUGGGAAGCUUUGCUGUCGGCGGCCUCGUCAUGGGGGCAACACGGCCCAUCCGGCUGCUGUUCCCUUGGGCAGCGACUAAGCACUUUGCCUCGACUGACGAUUCAGCUGUCGUUCGAAGCCUGAGGAACAGCUUUCGAAACAUUAUGAGCCCGCUGGCGUUCGUCGUUGACAGGUUCACCUCUUCAGGAUACAUCGAGAUGUCCAUAUCCUCCAAACCAUUCUUCCCUGCCAUGGACAAAUCCCACAUGCGCUUGAUUCAAGCGAGGUCGCCAGCGACGUAUCUGCAUGGGGCCGUAGCAACUGCAUCUGCAAUUGCCUCCCUAUUUAUUUCUCUUCUGGUCGGCAUGAUGACUUACUCUACUCUAACUGCCGCGGAAAAGUACGCAUCGGUUGCUUCGCCAUCUUUCGUGGCAGCUCCUCUCUGCGUCUCCAUCUUCACCGCUGCCAUAAGCUUCAUGAUUGCCAUGCACUCCAUGGCGGUUUGGGAUAUCGUGGCCGACACGUUCAUGUACUGCUUUUUAGUAGAGUCUGUACAGCCACCUGUGGUUGACGAGGACCCCUGA